Molecule: messenger RNA, 710 nt
Organism: Moneuplotes crassus
Lineage: Eukaryota; Ciliophora; Spirotrichea; Euplotida; Euplotidae
Source: the annotation of a GenBank genome assembly
UUAUGAAUCCCUUUAUUGACAACAAUGACUUCAGCUCAUUAAGCCAAAAGAAUGAUCUUGCUGAUCCUUGGCAUUGAUUUGGCCAAGACAGUGGAGCUAACAACUUAUUUGGAGAAAUGGAGCUAAAACUUGAAGACUUGGGGUUUUAUGACUCCCAGAAGCAGAAAUCCACUCCUUCUGGCAACAAGAACCCUGAGAUUACCAUUGAUUCUAAAGAUAUUGCCCUCAGCCCCCUUGGUGCACUUAUGAAGAAGAAAGGAGUUAGAUCCCUAACAAAAAGUCUGAAAGGAAGAAAAGACGUAAUCUUGAGGUCUCUGCUUAGGAAGAUAAGAAAAUUUCAUAGAGAUCUUUUGACCCUCAAGACUUCAUAUUCAAUGAAAAAGAGGUAUACUCAGCCUCAAAGAAAGGAGUUCCUUGUGACUUAUAUUGAAGAGGAGUUCGGACUAGAGCCGACUGAGAAACUUCUUAAUGUUUUUGACCAGUUCUUAUUUCUUCGUCCUGAAGAUGCCAGCCUCUACAAGGAGAUGCUGUAUAAAUUCAGCUGAAGUAGGCUCAAAAUUUUGCUAAAAGACCCAAGCUUCAACUGCUUAAUCUACCACUAUUUCUUUGAAGUUGAUCAGGUCACUCUGGACAGAGACACUAGACUCGGUCUUCAGAUCCUCAUGAAAAUAGGAGGAAUGUGUUAAUCCAAGACUGCUGAAACAUGCUUA